Molecule: messenger RNA, 2905 nt
Organism: Podospora bellae-mahoneyi
Lineage: Eukaryota; Fungi; Ascomycota; Sordariomycetes; Sordariales; Podosporaceae
Gene: SCP1
Product: calponin
Exons: 2
Coding region: 611-2905 (764 amino acids)
Biological process (GO): actin filament organization
Cellular component (GO): actin cytoskeleton
Molecular function (GO): actin filament binding
Source: RefSeq, a predicted model, not a curated record
CAACAUGCAACUCAAACUCAAUGAGCUACGCAGGAGAUCGACAUCGAAUAUCCUGUCCAGAAAGCUUAAUCCCAGCCACAUAUUAUUAGCCUCCCCCACACUCCCCUCCCAGCGCACAGACAAACCUGUGUGGCUGGAGUUAAACCUUCCCGCCAAGCCAUAAAUGAGGGGCAGCACCCAGGCACACCAAGGCACGGCAAGGGAUGUCCCCUGAAGAGGGCGCCCUGAAGAAUGCCCGCAAUCUCACAAGAGACAUGGCCCGCGACGACAAGCCUCACCACACCACAUCUCGGUUGCCGACCUUCUCCCAAUUUGCUGAAAUAGACACAAACAAACGAGGCCCCGCAGCUUCAUUUCACGGCCCGUCGCCAGACUAAUUAACCUACCCUGAAAAACUAGGGGACAUCCGCUGCCAAAAUUAUCCAUCUUUUAGGGGAUAGGAGAGAGAGAUCCGCUGACGCAACUGGCCCCGAACGGACUGCUUACCUGUUCUCACGACCCGAGACUCCCGGACUUUUUGUUGAACAGCUUGGAAAGGAAAACCUACUUUGUACACGAACAACACUUGCUUGAGAGAGAAACAAUCCAGAAAUCAACAUUUGCCAAAAACAUGGCGUCCGUGACAUCGCUAGACGGCGACUUGCGCCGGUUGCGCCUGGAGAAGUACACGCCCGCCGCUGCGAACGAGGCAAAGCAAUGGAUAGAGAGUGUCAUCGGCGAGACCUUGCCCGGAAAAGACCUGCUCGAGGGACUCAAAGAUGGUGUUGCUUUGUGCAAACUCGUCAACCUCGCCAUCGGUCCUCCAGGAGUCAAGUUCAAGAAAUCCGCCAUGCCUUUUGUUCAGAUGGAAAACAUCUCCCACUUUCUCCGCGCCUGCCAAACACCACCUCUCAACCUCCAACAGCACGACAUGUUUCUGACUGUCGACCUCUACGAGCGAAAAGAUCCCGCCCAGGUCCUCCAGUGCCUUGGUGCUUUCAGCCGGGCGGCCAACGCUGCCAACCCAGACACCUUUCCCAACCCGAUCGGUCCCAAAGCCAAGAACCCGGCGCUGUUAAGUCCACAACCGACGGGUUACAAUACUCCUCCACUUAUACGUGGCCGGGGGAAUUCCAAUGCUAGCAAUGCCUCGUCUUCGGUGUAUGGCAGGGGAACGCCGUCAUUAUCGGCAUCGAGAACAGGGGGUGACGACGGACCAUGGGGCCGGGCCAAGUCCCCAACGAACGGUGCAACUUCUCCUGGUGUUAGUAGCUGGAGUAAGAAGGAGCACGAAGGCGCCACAUCUCCGGCCUGGAACAUCGCCCAGUAUGGCUACAUGGGCGGUGCCAACCAGAAUAACCUAGGGAUCGCCUUUGGUGGCAGGAGGCAGAUCACUAGUGCUGGUCCUGCAGUCCCAAGCUUGUACGAGAAGGAGAAGAAGAGAAAGGAGGAGGCCGAGAAGCUGAGGCUACAACAAGAAGAAGAGGAGCGCAAGAAGAAGGCGGAACUCGAAGCGGAAGAAGCACGGGCCAAGAAGGAAGAGGAGCGAAGGUGGGAAGAGGAGGCCAAGCGGAUCAGGGAAGAAGAGCGGAGGAAAAUUGAAGAGGAGAAAAGACGGUGGGAGGAGGAGGAACGGCAGUGGAAGAUGACAGAGGAAAAGAGGCGCAAAGAGGAGGCCGAAGCUGAAAGGCGGUUGCAGGAGGAACGUGCGAAGGCUCGACAGCAAAAGAGCGGGUCCGAGCUUCGUGGUCAGUACUUGAGCCAAUAUCAAGCGGGUCAGGAGUCAUCAGAUAAGGAACGCAUCAGACAGCUCGAAGAAGAGCUUGCAAAGGCACGAGAGAGGGAGGCCCAGUAUGAGCGGGAACGUCAGGGGCGGUCUCGCGGACAUGGGAACAGGGAUGCCAAGAAGGCGAGGUCUCGAUCUCGCAGCCGGCCUGCUGCUGCGGACAAGGUGAGCAGACAGGACUCGUGGAGUGUGAGGGAUGAGCAGAACUUUGCUUCAAAAUCGUGGCACCAUCACCAAAACGAGGUCGACAUUGAAGAGGAACCUCCGUUGAGCCCACCGCUUCCAUCACAGUCACCGAGACCACUCCCCGACCCGGCAAAUGUUAAGACCCAUCGCACGGGAGAGAAGUCGUCUUUGCCACCACCGACUUUGCCCAUCAGGAAGCAGCCCACUGGUGGUCAACCGCUUCCCAUCGCGAAGCAGCACACUGGUUCUCGCCCUCUUCCUGAUCCGACUACUUACUCCGCGACAACAUCCCCAGAAUCAACCCGACAACUCCCCACCCCUGGGUCGGCUGGUAGUAACAACCGCAGCCCGUUUGCAAAGCCAAUCAGCCCUCGCUCCUCCAAACAAACCACCAGCCCCUUUUCCCCUAAACCAACUACCACACCCUUCUCAACCAAACCGCCCACCAUCUCCCCCUUUACAUCCAAACCAACAACCCACUCCCCCUUUGUAUCCAAAUCCCCCUUUGCCAAACCCACCCCCCAACCCAACUCCCGCACCGACAGGUACCUCUCCUCCAACCCCGCCCCCCUCCAUUCCCCCCCUACUUCAACCUUUGUGAAAGAACUUGCCGGGACGGUAGACGAACAAGCAGAGGAGGAUCGCCGCCGUCAACAAGCCCAGAAACAGACAAAGGCUGCCGGGUGGGCUAGCAAGUCGCUCUUGGAAAGGGAGAUGGAGCUGGAGAGACAGAGACAAAAGGAGUGGGAAGAGAGCCAGAAGGAAACGGCCAAAGCGGUCAGGACGGCGGAUGGGGUGGAGGGGAUUGGAGGUGGGAUAGGUGGUAGGUGGGAUGUGGGACAGUGGAGUGGGUAUACGGGGGGUGAUGGGCAGAAUAAGGGCGGGCAGGGGAUUGGGGCCAAUAGGAGGCAGAUUGUGGGGCCUAGGCCGCUGCCGGGGAAUGGGGGGAGGUGA